CUCUCUCUCUCUCUCUGUGGACAGAGAGUUUAGAGUUCAUCGCAAAAACUAGCAUACUGAGACAUGGCGUCGAUUAGGGGGUCACUUUUAAUCCACAUUUCUGCACUCUUUCGCAUUGUUUUGCUCUUCAACCUCACGAAUCUUUCAUUCGCCGCGGACCCAUUUGCCAACUUCGACUUAGAGCUCUCUUACAUCACUGUUUCUCCACUCGCUGUUCCUCAACAGGUCAUAGCAGUUAAUGGGAAGUUUCCAGGACCUACUCUCAAUGUUACUACUAAUUACAAUGUUGUGGUAAAUGUGAAGAACAAAUUGGAUGAGAAUCUUCUCAUUACUUGGUCUGGAGUCCAAAUGCGCCGCUCUUCUUGGCAAGAUGGUGUUCUUGGUACAAAUUGCCCAAUCCCUCCAAAAUGGAAUUGGACGUACCAGUUUCAGGUUAAGGAUCAGAUUGGUAGCUUUUUUUACUUCCCCUCUCUCAAUUUUCAGAGAGCAGCUGGUGGCUUUGGUUCUUUUAUAAUUACAAACCGUAACAUCAUCCCGCUGCCUUUCAAUACGCCUGAUGGGGAUAUAGUCAUCAUUAUUGGUGACUGGUAUACCCGAAACCAUACGGCACUGAGGAAAUCCCUUGAUGCUGGAAACGACCUUGGUAUGCCAGAUGGGGUUCUCAUUAAUGGGAAGGGUCCUUUCAGAUACAACUCCACGCUUGUCCCAGAUGGUAUUGAUUAUGAAACAAUUAAUGUUGACCCAGGCAAAACUUAUCGAAUCCGUGUGCACAAUGUUGGAGUCUCAACUUGUUUGAACUUCCGAAUCCAGAGCCAUAAUUUGCUCUUGGCUGAAACAGAGGGAUAUUACACUUCGCAACAAAAUUAUACAAGCAUCGAUAUCCAUGUUGGGCAGUCUUACUCUUUUCUCGUUACCAUGGAUCAGAAUGCUAGUAGUGAUUAUUACAUUGUAGCAAGUGCUAGGUUUGUGAAUCAGACUGUGUGGCAAAGAGUUACGGGUGUUGCUGUCUUGCACUAUUCCAAUUCCAAAGGAAAGGUAACUGGCCCUCUCCCCGACCCUCCAAAUGAUGUUUAUGACACAUCCUAUGCAUUGAACCAGGCAAUGUCCAUCAGGCAAAAUGUAUCUGCAAGUGGCGCUCGUCCCAAUCCACAGGGUUCUUUUCAUUAUGGUUCAAUCAAUGUUACUGACGACUAUAUAUUAAAGAGUGUGCCACCUGUGAUGAUUGAUGGGAAACUGAAAGCUACAUUUAAUGGGAUUUCUUUUGUCAACCCUGAUACUCCAAUUAGGCUUGCAGAUUCAUUCAAAGUGAAGGGUGCUUACAAGCUUGAUUUCCCGACCAAGCCAAUGAACAGAACUCCCCAGAUUGACAUAUCCAUUAUUAAUGCUACAUACAAGGGAUUUAUAGAAGUUGUAUUGCAGAACAAUGACACAGUAGUGCAGAGCUUCCACAUAGAUGGUUACUCGUUUUUUGUGGUCGGGAUGGGUUAUGGGGAAUGGACAGAAAAUAGCAGGGGCUCAUAUAAUAAGUGGGAUGCAAUAUCUCGCAGCACUACUCAGGUUUUCUCUGGUGGAUGGACGGCAAUCAUGAUAUCUCUUGACAACGUUGGAGUGUGGAAUCUUAGAGCAGAAAACCUUGACAGGUGGUAUCUAGGCCAAGAGACAUAUAUGAGAAUUAUCAACCCUGAAGAUACUGGCAAUAAAACGGAAUUGCCUGUUCCUGAUAAUGCUCUUUUUUGCGGUGCCCUCGCCCACUUGCAAAAGCCACAGGAAACCACUUCGUCAGCAUCUACUGUUCGUGGAUAUGUAAAGUUGUAUUUCACACUGCUGAUGUUCUUUACUGUUUGCUUUACUGCAUGGUGAUGAGAAGAAUUGCAAUAUGUGGAGAAGCAGCAUUUUAGGUGAGAGUUUUUUUGUUUGGUUUUCCAGAAGGUAAAGACAAAGAAUAUAGCUGCAAGGUUUUAGUUGUGCAGAGUCUGUUUAGUACAUUUUUUGCUCGUUUACUGAAAAUAGGUGGCUGUGGCUGUGAGUGAUCUCAAAAGUACAGACGGAUGAUGA
Ilex paraguariensis (yerba mate) is the source of this 2055-nucleotide messenger RNA. Lineage: Eukaryota; Viridiplantae; Streptophyta; Magnoliopsida; Aquifoliales; Aquifoliaceae. The record is from the annotation of a GenBank genome assembly.